AUUUACACGGGCUACCGUGCAAGCCAUUAUGGUCCCGAGAGAUAUGGAUGUCAGCGGCCUUAAUCGUGUAAUGUCCGAGAACAACGUCGUGAUUGGUCCAACGUUAGAAAUGCGUGAGACCGUAUCAGCGUAUUCGCCUCCUGUUUAUUCGGGUCCGAACGUCAUUACGGCACAGCCACAAGGAGAAAUCCAACAAUCAAGGAGGCCGAUUCCCGUGAACACAUUGGAUUGGACAUCAACGCCGAGAUCCCAGCUCAGCACGCUCUCGGGAACUCAUUUCUUGGGCAAUGUGGAACAGUUGGAGAUACAGCAGAUCGUCGACUUGAGUACACUGCUGGGUAGAACGGAGAGGGGUUUUCAGUACAGGGUGAAAGUCCCGAAAGCGGAGUCAUUGUUUCUGGCUAUAGAGACGAAGCAUGAAAAUCGAUCGACCAUAUUCAAUUGGUCGAAACUGAUACGCGGGGAUUUCUCGUUGAACAUAUUGGAUCAGUGCGGCGAGCCUGCAUUCAUUAUGAAAAUAAACUCACGAUGGAGUUACACGUUGAAUAAACUACGCAAAAUCACGGUAGGAAGCACGAACCUUAUCGGAACGGUGGAACAAAAUUUCAGUAUAAUCGGGCCCAGUUUCACAGUCUACGACCCAGCGCGAAACGAACUUUGCAAUAUCUUUGGGCCGAACGUGUGCGGCUGUUGUAUGUACAAAGAAGCGCAAUUCCAGGUGAUUUCAGUCGACGGUACUCACCAAAUCGCAUCUUUGAUGCACCAAUGGAACAAUAGUUUGCAUGACUAUACAUUGCUAAUCACCUUUCCAGCAGACACAGAUGUAAAACUGAAAAGCUUGCUCCUCGCAGCUGCGUUUCUGGUGGAAUACAUGUACUUCGAGAAAAUAAGGAGGACGUCGCCGCGGACGUGA
Molecule: messenger RNA, 913 nt
Organism: Dufourea novaeangliae
Lineage: Eukaryota; Metazoa; Arthropoda; Insecta; Hymenoptera; Halictidae
Product: phospholipid scramblase 2-like
Exons: 7
Coding region: 29-913 (294 amino acids)
Biological process (GO): plasma membrane phospholipid scrambling
Cellular component (GO): plasma membrane
Molecular function (GO): phospholipid scramblase activity
Source: RefSeq, a predicted model, not a curated record